Emiliania huxleyi CCMP1516 is the source of this 1306-nucleotide messenger RNA. RefSeq names its product alpha-1,3-mannosyltransferase ALG3 isoform c (gene ALG3-2). The transcript has 5 exons. Gene Ontology annotation, cellular component: endoplasmic reticulum. The record is from RefSeq and is a predicted model, not a curated record. The coding region runs from base 1 to 1215 and encodes 404 amino acids. NCBI's taxonomy places the organism in Eukaryota, Haptophyta, Isochrysidales, Noelaerhabdaceae. Gene Ontology annotation, molecular function: dol-P-Man:Man(5)GlcNAc(2)-PP-Dol alpha-1,3-mannosyltransferase activity.
AUGUCGCGAUUUCUCAGCUCGUCCGCGUCGUCGCGCUCCGCCGCCUUAUUCGGCUGCCUGCUGCUGGCCGGCGAGACCGGCCUCGGCCUGCUCAUCAUUCACCGCGCACGCUACACCGAGAUCGAUUGGAAGGCCUACAUGCAGGAGGUGCAGGCGGUUGCCGACGGCGAGCGUGAUUACACCGCGAUCGGCGCGAACACUGGGCCGCUCGUGUACCCGGCGGGCUUCGUGUGGCUCUACCUCGGCCUGCACCGCCUGACGGGCGCCGACCCGGAUUGCUGCCGCCUGCCGCCCACAGAGGUCUCCGAGUCGGCCCGGUGCGUGUCGGGUGGUGGGGACGUGCGGACAGCGCAGUACAUCGGACUGGGCGUGAGUGUGGCGACGCUCGCGCUCGUGCUCCGCGUGUACCGAGCCUGCGGCGUGCCUCCGUGGGCGUGGGCGCUUGCGUGCGGCUCGUACAGAGUCCACUCGCUCUACCUGCUCCGCCUCUUCAACGACGGACCGGCGAUGCUGCUGCUCUUUGCCUUUCUCGCGGCGUACGCGCGCCGGUCCUACGCCGCAGGCGCACUCCUCUUCUCGGCCGCACUCUCGGUCAAGAUGAACGCGCUCCUCUUCGCACCCGCGCUCGCGCUGCUCACCCUCCGCGAGUGCGGCUGGGCCGGAGCCGUCGCCACAGCCUGGCCAUUCCUGCGCGCCAACGCGGCCGGAUACCUCGGCCGCGCCUUCGAGCUCUCGCGCGCCUUCGAGCACCGCUGGUCGGUCAACUGGGCGAUGCUGUCGCCCGCCGCUUUUGGCUCCGCCGCCCUCGCGCGCGGGCUGCUCGCCGCGCACCUCUGCCUCCUGCUCGCGUUUGCGCAUUGGCGCCUGCUCGGCGGGGCCGUGCGCGGGCCGCUUCCGCCGCGCGACGACGCGGCGCGCCACGCGCUGCAGGUCGCGCUGUCGUGCAACUUCAUCGGCAUCGCGGCGGCGCGCAGCUUGCACUACCAGUUCUACCUCUACUACUUCCACUCGCUGCCGGUGCUGCUUUGGAUGACGCCGUUCCCGCCGGCGCUGAGGCUCGCGCUGUGGAUCGGCAUUGAGGGCGCCUACAACGUCUACCCGCCCACCGCCUCCUCCUCGACGCUGCUGCAGCUCUGCCACGUCGCCCUGCUGCUCGGGCUGUGGCUGGCGCGGGAGCCCGGCGGCGACGCAAAGGCAAAGGCAAAAACAACCUAGCCGCGUGGCUUCCCAUUGCGCCGUGCGUGAGUUUCCCACUACGGCGCGCGCGAUAGAACUAGAAACUGUCGCCAUGUGAAAGUUGACUCUU